Messenger RNA from Fraxinus pennsylvanica, 1941 nucleotides. Lineage: Eukaryota; Viridiplantae; Streptophyta; Magnoliopsida; Lamiales; Oleaceae. The record is from the annotation of a GenBank genome assembly.
AUGUGUUGGAAGGAUGAGAGGAAGGUGAUGAGAGAAGUGAGUCGUAUUGGGGGUUUAGUGCAGUGUGAAGGAGGUAAACGUGGUGUUGGUGGCAUUGGUAGAACGGCGGUGAAGGGAAUCGCUGUGGAGGGAAGAGGAGGUGAAGUGGUGGAGGAAUUAAUGGCGUGUUCAUUUUCUGACAAGAGUAAAAUUUCAAAAUCUGAGCGCAAUGUUGCCAAGGUAGCAAAAGCUGCUCGCUUGCAACGUAACAAACUGGUACUCUUUGGUCUUGCUGCUUCUGUGAACUUGGAUGCAAUUGAAGAAGAUAUUCUGGCAUUGUUGUCCGAGGAGGGAAACAAUGCUGUUUUUCCAGCCGUUGCCUCUAUGGAGUACAAGCUGAGAGCCACGGUCUUGAAAGCACCUCAUGGUUAUUUAUUGGCAUGCAUGGAAAUGGCUAAGGUUGCUGAUUUGAUUGCUUUUAUAGCAUCUCCAACCUCUUUACAUGAAGACGGCAAUGGUCAUUUUAUUGAUUCAUUUGGAUCUCAAUGCCUUUCCCUGUUUAGAACUCUUGGUCUACCAAGCACUGUGGUGCUGAUCCGUGAUCUACCCAACGAUGUAAAGAAGAAAAAUGACUUAAAGAAGAUGUGCACUUCAAGCCUUGCUUCCGAAUUUCCUGAGAAUUGUGAGUUUUACCUGGCAGAUACAAAGGAUGAGUUGCAUAAGUUUAUGCGGCUUUUCAAGGAGCAUAGGAUUACAGUUCCUCAUUGGCGAAACCAGCGGCCUUACCUUAUGUCCCACAAGGUUGAUAUUGUACCUGAUGACUGCAAUUCAGGAAAAUGUACCCUUCUCCUCACUGAUUACAUACGUGCUUAUGGCCUCUCAGUGAAUCAGCCGGUUCAUGUUGCUGGUGCUGGGGACUUACAGUUGUCCAAAAUUGAACUUCUCAAGGAUCCAUGUCCUGUGAAUGCAAGAAAAGGAGAGGACUAUAUGGAAUCAGAUGACACAAAUGUACAGGUCGUGCAUUGCUUUACCCCUGUUCCGUUGAAGCAAGAGUCUUUACUUGUUGAAAAUACCCCUGACCCAAUAGCGGGAGAACAGACAUGGCCAAUGGAGGCAGAAAUGGCCGAAGCCGACAAAAACCACAAGGAGAGAAAACAGAAAAAGAAGAACUCCCCUGGGGCACCUCUGACUACCAGGUGUGGUCCUCCUCUCCAUUUUUAUAAAGCUGCUUGGAUUGUGGAUGAUUCUGAUGCUGAUGAAGUUGAUACUGAUGAGGAUGGAGAUGACGGUAUGGUGCUGGACGAUGUAGAGAGUGGUUUUCCUGUCCAGCAGCAUAAGGACGACUUUGAGCUUGACGAUGACGAGGGUUCCGUAUUUUUGAGAGUAUCCGAUGAAGAAACUGAAACUGAUUCUAUGGUUAUGGAAGGUGAUAACUUAACAAAAGAACAGAUAGAGGAACAAAUUCAAAAAAUUAAAGAAGAACAUGCUGAAGACGAGGAAUUUCCAGAUGAAGUGGAUACCCCAUUGGACGUUCCUGCUCGAAGAAGAUUUGCCAAGUACAGAGGUGUCAAGUCUUUCAGAACAUCUUCAUGGGACCCCGAAGAAUCUCUUCCUCAUCAAUAUGGUAGGAUUUUUGCAUUUGACAAUUUUACAAGAACACAGAAGCAUGUUCUUGCUAGAGCACUCGAUAUGGAGCAAGAUGCCAAUGACUGUAUACCAGUUGGCUCAUAUGCAAGAAUUCAUAUCAAGGAAGUACCAAAUGGUGUUGCAUCCAAGUUAUGCAUGUUGGCUAAGAAAAUGCCGAUCAUAUCCUCUGGUCUUUUGCAGAACGAGUCUAAAAUCUCAGUCCUCCAUUUCAGCAUCAGGAAGCAUGACACAUAUGAUGCUCCUAUCAAAGCAAAAGAAGAACUCCUAUUCCAUGUCGGCUUUCGCCAGUUUUUAUCGCGGCCAAUUUAUUCUUGA